This is a messenger RNA of Momordica charantia (bitter melon), 1418 nucleotides long. RefSeq lists its product as uncharacterized. NCBI's taxonomy places the organism in Eukaryota, Viridiplantae, Streptophyta, Magnoliopsida, Cucurbitales, Cucurbitaceae. Gene Ontology annotation, molecular function: oxidoreductase activity, acting on NAD(P)H; NADPH binding. The record is from RefSeq and is a predicted model, not a curated record.
AGACUUUACCUGUUGGAUCUGUUGCUGAAGCUCGAUCGUCUGCAAAACUACACCGGCUUUUUUCGACGCUUUCCUCCCGGCCAAUCAAAGAAGCAUUUGAUUGGGUUUGGAAAAGAAACGAUCUUCCAUUCCUUCCCUUGUAGAGGAAUAAGAUAUCUUCGAUCAGCUGUGUCGUGUGUGCUUUGGAGAGUCCAAAUUCCAGUAGCAGAUAAACAAUGAAAGCAAUAGUGAUCAGCCAACCGGGCGACGCAGAAGUUCUUCAACUGCAAGAGGUUGAGGACCCAGUAAUCAAAGACGAUGAGGUUCUGAUCAGGGUCGAGGCCACUGCGCUCAACCGGGCCGACACGUUGCAGAGGCAAGGCUUCUAUCCCCCGCCCAAGGGUGCCAGUCCCUACCUGGGUCUCGAAUGCUCUGGGAUCGUUGAAGCCGUUGGAAAAAAUGUCUCCCGCUGGAAAACCGGCGAUCAGGUAUGUGCUCUUCUUGCUGGUGGCGGAUAUGCUGAGAAAGUAGCUGUCCCAGCUGGGCAAGUGCUUCCCAUUCCACCUGGUGUUUCCUUGAAGGAUGCUGCUAGUCUUCCAGAGGUGGCCUGCACCGUUUGGUCAACCGUGUUUAUGACAAGCCGGUUAGCGAGAGGAGAGACAUUGUUGGUUCAUGGAGGCUCAAGUGGAAUUGGUACUUUUGCUAUUCAGAUAGCCAAAUACCAAGGAGCAAGAGUGUUUGUUACUGCAGGUAGUGAGGAGAAAUUAGCUGUCUGCAAGGACCUUGGAGCAGAUGUGUGCAUCAAUUACAAAACGGAAGAUUUUGUCGCGCGAGUGAAAGAAGAAACUGAUGGAAAAGGUGUGGAUGUUAUUCUUGACAGUAUUGGAGCUAGUUACUUCCAGCGGAAUCUCGAAAGCUUAAACUUAGAUGGAAGACUUUUUAUUAUCGGAACCAUGAGCGGUGCAGUAACACAGCUAGACUUCCGCAGUUUGUUUGCAAAGCGCCUGACUGUGCAAGCGGCUGGCUUGCGAAACCGGACUACUGAAAACAAAGCAGUUAUUGUUAAUGAAGUUGAGGAGAUAGUUUGGCCAGCCAUUGCAGCAGGCAAGGUGAAACCUGUGAUCUUCAAGUAUCUUCCAUUGUCAGGAGCAGCAGAAGCCCACAAGCUAAUGGAGAGUAGCAAGCAUAUUGGGAAGAUACUGCUGGUUCCAUGAUGACAUAGAUUGUCAAGAGACCAAUAUGAAAACAUGAUUGCUGAUUAAGCUGUGGUUGAAGUUUAGUUUGAUCUUGGUACCAUCAAACUUGGCAAUUAGUAAUAAAAUAAUUACCGUGUAGUUGUGUUUCCAUGGUUUUGGUUCGGAUUUAACUUGAAUGACAGUAGAAAAGGAUUGUUGCCGGGCUGUCUAAAUUUAUAACUGAGAUUUCUUCAGUUCAGUUAA